This is a messenger RNA of Candidula unifasciata, 2250 nucleotides long. NCBI's taxonomy places the organism in Eukaryota, Metazoa, Mollusca, Gastropoda, Stylommatophora, Geomitridae. The record is from the annotation of a GenBank genome assembly.
GUUUUUCAGAACUGUCUCAUGAACGUUCAGCUGGAGUCUUUUCUCAAUGAGAUUGAGUCGGAGCGUCUGUUCAGCAACAUCGACAAGAUCUAUGAGUGCAACUGUUUGUUCUGGCAGCACCAUCUCCUGCCCAUCCUCCAGUCCAGCAGAGAAAGCCACCAGCCCCUGGACCCUCUCCUGUCCAAGGAGGGCUUCGUAGAUCAUUUCCCUAUCCUGUUCCAAGUUUACUUCAAGUAUUUUAUAGAACACAAAUCGUGCCUGGACUAUGCCAAGUCAUGCAUGGACAGCAAUGACCUCUUCAGAACAUUUAUUCAGUGGGCAGAAACCCAGAAGCAGUGCAACCGCCUGAGAUUUUCUGAUAUUCUUGGACAGCCAAUGCCUCGACUUCUCAAGUACUCACUUCUGCUGCGAGCCAUCCUCAAAUAUACAGAGAAGGACAGUGAUAGGAUAGACCUGAAAGCAAUGAUCUUGUCUGUGAACAAGCUGUGUGGGGCUGCCAACAACAGUCUGAGAAGAAUUGAAGAAUACAAACGACUAGAAGCUGUGAGAAAAACUUUGGAGCCUUUCGACUCAAUUGAAGCUCCAAAUGAUGAGUGUGCAAAAAUUAUCCAAGGUUUUGUGGCAAACUUUAACCUCCUGGCCCCAAUGCCAGGGUUUCAGGAUGGACCUCGUAGUCUGCUUUUUCAGUCCAGUCUUCGAAUGAAGGAAGGGCAGAAUGUCAAGAUGGAUGUUGACUGCCUGCUCUUCACGGAUCUCCUACUGAUAUGCAAGUCCAACAGGAAGAUGGAGAGGUUUAAAAUGAUCAGGCCACCCAUGCGACUGGACCAUUUGGUGAUGAGUGUGCUGAAGGAUAAAAACAGCUUCCUGUUAAUUUACAUGAAUGAAUACAAUGUCCCGCUGUCAGCCUUCACCUUUCACAGUGACCCAGGAUCCAUUCGGGGCUGGGUGGAGAAGUUUAGAGAAGCCCAGAGAGAGUUCAAGGCAAAAGACAUCCAGAAGAACUCAGAGACAGAUCGUCUUCGCUCAGAUACAACUUUGACCCAAAGUGACCUUGAUGACAUGUCAGUGUCAUCUGCAUUAUCAUACAUUGAUAUUGUCACUUCUACAAUCCCUCGCUCAGAAAGCUCAAAUUCACUUGAUCAUUUUGUGCCCAAUGUUUUGACAUGUAAUGAAGCCAGGGCUGCAGAUAUGAAUCGAUCAGAAGUUGGUCAUUCAAAUUCCAUGCCAGAUUUUAUGAAUAUGGCUUCUAGCUUAUCUACUGAAUCACAUGGCCAGAAUAAGCCAGCAGACAUGAAACUGGUACGCUCAUCUAGUGCAUGUGAUUCUCCAGUCACCAAAGAUGCUGACAUGGAAGUAGUGGAUGGAAAUCUUAACAAAUGCAAGCCUGCUCAUUCAGUUUCAAUGUCAGCUAGCAAAAGUAUGGACCAGAAUAGCAACAUUAACAUGUCCAUAAAUAGCAUUGUUUCAGAACCUCCAUAUCUGGUCACAGCUUCAGAUGAAUCUAGUAGAUUUAAAGAAAUGGCAAAAGAAGAAUGGCAAUCCUCUCAGAUGCACUCUAACAAAUUAGAUCCACGUGCAACAAAAUCUGUCCAGAAAAAUUCUCCUGAACAAGCCACUGUAAACACAAAACUCAACUCUCGGCGAACAGAAAAACGUUACCAUACAGCAGAUGAAAUUCCAGACAUACUUAAUUCUCAGAAAGAUCCUGGCAUCCAGAAAUGGUCUUCUCUAAGGAAAGAUGUCCAGCUGUCUGACUUUCAUGAUCUAGGCUCCACAGUCUUCAGCACAGACUCCUUUCAGAGUUAUCAGUCAUCAAGCGGUGUCAGUUCUAACGGCUCACUACACCUGACAGUAGAGACCAGUGAAAGGAAUGAUUAUGCUUGUGAUGUUGAUGUUUUGGUCGACAGCCACCUCACAGAACUUGAUCCUCCAAAGCCGUUAUUAAUUAAUGAUGAAAGAAAUAUCCACGGCAGACUUGAUUUCACUGAUGGUGGUAGCACUAGAUCUUUUUUAUCCGAACCCAGUUCGUACUUAACUGAUUCCAAGCAUGCCAAAUCUAAAUCAACAUCUGAUUUAGUGGAAACCUUUGGCAACAGUCUACAGGUCAGUCAGAUGACUGAUGGGAUAGCUUCAGUUGCUGUAACUCCAGAGAAUUUCCAUAGGAAGUUGACUCAUUUAGACAUCCUGCGGAUGAAAAAGAUAAAGCAUCAGAUUCUGUUUGAUGUUAAUGUAGAAUCAUCUGAUGUGUAA